Molecule: messenger RNA, 3825 nt
Organism: Recurvomyces mirabilis
Lineage: Eukaryota; Fungi; Ascomycota; Dothideomycetes; Mycosphaerellales; Teratosphaeriaceae
Gene: FOL1
Product: trifunctional dihydropteroate synthetase
Exons: 5
Coding region: 1-3825 (1274 amino acids)
Biological process (GO): tetrahydrofolate biosynthetic process
Cellular component (GO): mitochondrial envelope
Molecular function (GO): 2-amino-4-hydroxy-6-hydroxymethyldihydropteridine diphosphokinase activity; dihydropteroate synthase activity
Source: RefSeq, a predicted model, not a curated record
AUGCUGGCCGCCACGAGCUUGGCCAGUGGCUAUUCAGAUCUGGAGGUCCUUGAGAUCAACGCAGACAUGCCGGGCCCUGUCUCGCCAGCUUCCAUCAGUUCUAUGGGAAUGCCUGAAACAAUUGCGCAAUUUCCGAUAGCUAUAGUCGCUAGAAAUACUGCGAUGACGUCCAGGCCUACCGUAUAUGUCAACUUGCCUUACAAGAGAGAGUUCACAAUGCAGAUCGCCGACAAUUCUCUACCGGUCAACAUGCAAUGCACUAUUCGACUGGAGUAUACACAGCAAGUGAUGUCUACACCAGACCACGGAGACUCAAACGUGGACCAAGCACCCCUUGAGUCUGUACGAUCGCUUGCUACAGCCACUCGUGUGGUGAUAGAUCAAGUGCUUGGCGGCAUGACUUUCGCAUCUGCUCGAUCGGCGGCGUCAUUCGUCUCAGAGGCUCUGCUACGCACUUUAGUAGAUCAGCUACCCGGCGCGAAGCUUGUCAAAGUUGCUGUCAUAGCGGCACCUACAAGUACGUCUGAGCCACAUAUUAUCGCAAGCACGGCAUUGGCCGACAUACAAGAGGUUGGUGCAAGACAGCCGCAGCUUAGCAACGCAAGGUCGCCUGUGAUCAACGGUCAGUCGUCGAUGGCUGUAACCCGGCAGAGACUUCGUGAGAACCUUGGCGCGUCGGUCGUGCUAAGUGGCCAUAUUGAUUCACGCGCCGCGUACGUCAAUCGAGACGAGAGACUUCGAGUGCGGAGUAGAAGUUCAUCAGAAUUUUCGGCUGUCGCCCGAAGGAUUGGCUGCCAGAAAUUAGGUUAUACAAUCGACUGGUCGCCCAAGCACACUCCCAAUGCACUGCAUGUCAACUGCGAUAUGGUCGAUCGAUUGAUUCAAGAGCAUGCUGAGCGAAGUUCUCUGCAAGGUCUGGACUUCCUUUCGACCCUUGCCAUCUCCACAAUGACUUCUCUCCCAGAGGGAGCGCUCAUCCAUCUAUUCAUGUCAGCUGGAGCGAAAUCAUUGCUUCCCAGUGGUACGCUGAAGUUAGGAAACGAGCUGAUCAUCUCACCACCUAGGGUGGAUGCGAAUGUAGUGGCGAUAAAUGGUCGUUGGAUGAUCCGCCUACCUUCGCUGUCCGUUGAUCGUCUCCUGAAGUCAUCCACAUCACGCCAGCAAGUGUGGCUAGAAAUGCGUAUUACCGCACACAAGGUAGAGCGAAUGGAAUCCGGUCCAAGUGUGGACCUCGCACUGGAGACUUCCAGUGUACUUCAAGCAAUACAAGCUGCAAUCACGCCUCGACUGUUGGACGUCGUCGCCAACGACUUGAAUGAUCGCGUAGCGACACAGCUGGCACAGGUCGUAUUACGUGAGCAUCUCCUCUUUCCAAGCCAUUUCCAGGUCACCAGCAUGACUCUCACCUUGACCAACAGACAGCGAGUCUUGGGCAGAGCUCGAUGGUCAGAACGAAACGAUACGUUCGCGCAAUCGGAGAAUGACCCGGCCGUCGAUGACUCGAGCGACCAGGGAGAUGGUUGGCAUGUGUCAGACCAAGCGACGGGCGCUCUCGGUACUGUUGAUGACAAAAAGUCAAGUAGCUAUGAUGAGGCAGAGUUCGAAGAAGUUUCUGGAGACAGAAUCAAUGAACGCGCCGCUGAACAUUCCAAUGGUGAUCGUGGAAGUCGUGGUAUGUCUCUUCACACGACCAAAGGAGCUGUGUUUGCUGAGAGCGAGUCUGAUGUUAGCACACCCGCUCUGACGAAGGCGACUGGCUUUGCACUGAUGCUCUUUCGUGUUUGGUGGUCCACAGAAGAUGUCACAGUGGCCAAGGACCUGACGUUAGACAGCAUGUCUACGUUACUGACGACAGCAUCCUUGAAUGGAGCAACUGGCUCCAUACAAGACUUGGUGUCAAUCACCACCUCAGUCCGCAGCGCUUUAUCGGACAGACCAUCGACCACACUUGUCUUUGCACUGAAGAAAGAUCAUGUCUCCAGGUCACAGCACACCUUCAAAGGACAGUUCCGUGCCAGGAUCAAUGUUGAUGAUUUCGACGAGCGGACUACAACGACUGUGCAGAUCACGCUUCCUAUAAUCACUGGGCUGGCCUGGGGCAUCGGCUCGUUAAGCCGUGUUUGUAGCGUGAGACUUACUCUGCGGUCGACUUUCGAGAGUGAUAUGUAUCAGUUUACGGACGACGUGGCGGCAGCCCAGGUGUCACCGACCAUGGGAUCCCUGGCAGAUGCGCUUCGGCCUCUGAUGGCAUCAUACGAUAUCAACUCUUCUCCAAGCAAGCUCGCCUCGACCAUAGCGAGCCACGUGCGAGAAGAAGCUGCACUGCUUUGGCUCCAGAUGCCUCCCACCGCCAUUGAAGUGACAUUGAUGUCUCGCUCGCUCGAUGGCAAGCCUAUUUUUGGACAGUGUCAUUCUAGACCAAGCGUUGAUACUACACCAAGCCUUGUGACCACGAACCAGGAAUCCACAGCAAUUAUCGCCUUGGGAAGUAAUGUUGGCGAUCGACUGGAGGCAAUUGAGCGAGCUUGUAGCGCUAUUGACGAUGGGCCCGAUAUGCGGAUUGUGCGUACAAGCAACCUAUACGAAAGCGAGCCUAUGUAUGUAGAAGACCAGGCCCGAUUUCUGAACGGCGUUUGCCAGGUCCGCACACAGCUUCCUCCAGUCGAGUUGCUUGACAGACUACAAGCGAUCGAGCUCAACCUUGGCCGAGUCAAGCACAUCGACAAGGGACCGCGGAAUAUUGAUCUUGAUAUCCUACUGUACAAUAGCGAUCGCUUUGAAAGCGAACGAUUGACUAUACCCCAUCAGCUGCUGAAGGAACGAGAGUUUGUGCUACGACCGUUGGACAACCUAGGAUUAGGUAGUAUAGAGCCGUUGCGCGCCUCGGCUCAGGCGCUACUAAGACGCAUGGAAACAUGGAGUACACCAUCAAUGUACUCCCAGGUCUCGUUGGGCCCACCACAGGCCACAGUCAAUACUGGUGCUCCGAAGCGCCGAACCCAGAUGAUGUCCAUCCUCAACGUGACCCCCGACUCGUUCUCCGAUGGCGGUGUCCAUGAGCCUACCGAUCUCGAGGCCCUCAAAGCAAGCGUUUCAGCUCACGUAGUCGGAGGUGCGACUGUCAUCGACAUUGGUGGCCAAUCCUCUAGACCCGAUGCCCCGGACGUCACUGCUGAAGAUGAGAUCACUCGCAUCUUACCCGCCAUCCAGGCUAUCAAGUCGCUUCCAGCAGCUGAACACAUAGCCAUUUCCAUCGACACCUACCGCGCUUCGGUGGCCAAGGCAGCAAUCAAGGCAGGAGCGCAUAUCAUCAACGACAUAUCUGGCGGUCUCCUCGAUGCUGAAAUGCUGCCGACGAUUGCGAGACUGGGAUGUACAUACAUCAUAAUGCACAUGCGCGGCACACCCGCCACUAUGCAGAAUGAGGAGAACUUGCGAUACCCAGCCGGUCUGAUACCAACCAUAGCCACUGAGCUCAAAGCUCGCCUACAAGCCGCGGAAGAAGCUGGCAUACGGCGCUGGCGUAUCAUUCUUGACCCUGGCAUAGGCUUCUCCAAGACCGUAGACCAGAAUUUGGAGAUUUUGCGUGAGCUUCCAGCUUUGCGUCAAAGGGCCGACCUACGUGACAUGCCCUGGCUGAUCGGAAGCAGUCGCAAAGGUUUCGUAGGAAAGGUGACAGACGUGGCGGAGGCCAAAGAUAGGACCUGGGGCACUGCUGCGACUGUUACGGCGGCUGUGCAGGGUGGUGCCGAGAUUGUGCGGGUGCAUGACGUGGCGGAGAUGGCUCAGGUUGUGAAGAUGAGUGAUGCCAUCUAUAGGGUAUGA